Molecule: messenger RNA, 905 nt
Organism: Suillus clintonianus
Lineage: Eukaryota; Fungi; Basidiomycota; Agaricomycetes; Boletales; Suillaceae
Product: ribosomal protein S13
Exons: 5
Coding region: 94-564 (156 amino acids)
Biological process (GO): translation
Cellular component (GO): small ribosomal subunit; cytosol; ribosome
Molecular function (GO): RNA binding; structural constituent of ribosome
Source: RefSeq, a predicted model, not a curated record
GAGAAAUUGUGUCUCAGCAUUCACCUAUCGCUCGCUGUCAUACGCAGCGUCAAGGCUAUCCUGAGGAACAAUUGAACGAAGAUCGCGCCCAUCAUGUCCCUCGUUGUUCCUGAAGCACACCAACAGUUCCAGCACAUUCUGCGUUUGCUCAACACUAAUGUUGACGGAAAGCGGAAGAUUAUGUACGCCCUGACGGAGAUCAAGGGUGUUGGACGUCGUUACUCCAACCUUGUUUGCAAGAAGGCAGAUGUUGAUCUCAACAAGCGCGCUGGUGAAUUGAACUCUGACGAGCUUGAGCGUAUUGUCACUAUUAUCCAAAAUCCCACACAAUUCAAAAUCCCCACAUGGUUCCUGAACAGACAGAAGGACAUCGUAGACGGCAAGGACUCGCAGAUUCUUUCCAACGGUGUAGAUUCGAAGUUGCGUGAUGACCUUGAGCGAUUGAAGAAGAUUCGGGCCCACCGUGGUCUCAGGCACUUCUGGGGCCUGCGGGUGCGUGGUCAGCACACCAAAACUACUGGCCGUCGCGGGAAAACGGUCGGUGUGUCGAAGAAACGGGGUUAGACACGUGUUGUUGCAUAACCUCUCGUAUUACUCUUAUGUUAUGGGAUUGUGUCAUGCUACGGAGCCAUGCGAUAACUGGACGCAGUGGUGUGUUGUGCGAACACCCUGUUUGAUGAAGGCGUCCGUCCAGAGUCGUCAUGAUCACUAUACAUACUUCAUUUAGCACUCAUUCGCACGCAUCUUUUCUUCCUGACAACAAGUGUGAAGAACCCUCGAGCUUGAAGUCUAUUUUCUGGCUUGCAAAACAACGAACGCUGAGCAUUGAAAGGAAAUAUUAUCCGUUAACGGACAGUACAACGGACUCACCGGGUGCCCUACCUCAAUCGCAAAUCUCAAUUAUG